AUGGCUCCAAUUAAGAAGAAUCCUGCAAACCAGAUUAACUCCAAGUCUCUCAGGGCCAGAUUGGACAAGUCUGCCUCGCAUCUAUUCUAUCAGCCCGCGGGCACACGGUCCACACCUUCUCCUACCCAACGUACUCAAUCGCUGCUCCACGUGCCGAAACUGCUGUCAUCGACACAAAAUGAUCUACAGAGACUGGAAAAGGCUUUGACUGCGGCAAAGAGUGGGUCCUCCAAAAGAGCUUUCCAGAGUUUACCCAGGUCACUAAGACGACGCACUGCCAGUCAUAAUGUCAAACGCGUUCCAAAAAGAAUGAGAGCGCGAGCUUUGAGGGAAAUGAAAGAAAAGAAAGACGACGACGUGAAGGCCGGUGGAAAUACGAAAAAGAUAAAAGGCAUAUUACUCAAAAGAGAAAAGGGAUUGUCGAAAGCGCGCAAAUUGUAUCUCAUGCGAAGGAUGCGGAAGCUGCUGAGGUACACCACGCAUUUGAAGAGAAAAGGACAGUUGGCCAUAGUUUCGCCGAUGCUGUUUAGAAAGGCACUGAUCAGAAAUCAGAUGAAACAGUUAUCUAUCCAAAUCCGUGACUUGAAGCCAUCACAAUCACCCUUGAAUAACUCGGUGGGCUCGUUUGAUAACUCGGCAGCGUUUGCUCUUGCCAAAUUCAAACCACAUGCUAUAAAGUACGUCAAACGUCAAAGAGAUGCUGCAUGGCUGCCAACACAUAUAUGGCAUGCCAAAAGGGCUAAGAUGGAGAAGAAAUGGGGAUUUGCCAUUUCCCAAACACCGACUUUGAAGUCUCACAGAAAUACUCACAGAAAGAGUGUGAGAGACGGAUGUGUAGUCUGGGACACCUCCUACACUGGAACCAUGGUAUUGAGAUUCAUUGGAAAUACUGCGAAGGCUGAGAUGAAAGCGGUGCUGGAAUAUCUUUCACACAAUUCGAAACUAAAAGAUGGAAGAGCCUGGUAUGGAAAUAUCUUUACAGGCCAAGAGAUGAACGGUCCUGGUGAAAUUUUGAGAGUGAAGGAAGACUUGGCAGUGCGGGUGCACCCCGCGUUUUACAAGGUCGUUUAUACAAUGGUGAGAGUCAUGAGAAAGACCAACAACUUCUGCUUUGAGAUGGAAGAUUGUCGCUAUGCCUUAGGCUCCAUUGAUCUGGUUGGACCGAAUGCUCUCAACGCGGUGGCAUCUAUUCUGUACACAACUAACAAGAACAGUGCUCAAUCUCGGUUGUUUUUCAAGAUCCAGCAGGUCAGAGACCUCGACACUAUCCCUGUGGGAACAGCUAUCUCGCUCGAAUGCGAGGACCCAAGGAGAUAUUUGCACCCCACCAAACAUCAUUCACGAUUAACCAAUGACGAAAUGUUGGAUGCCGUUCUGGAAUUGUCACACAACAAAGGUGUUGAUGCCGACAUAGUCAAGCGCCUGUUGACAAAGGAAGGAAGAGUGAGCUCGUAUGCCAACCAGCCAUCGUUGAAAGACCUUGGCAGAAGAAGAGCUAACGCAGAUACAGAACGGACCAUUCCAAAAUUAUCUUCUGACCCCACCAUCCCUGUUUUGUUGGUCAGACACGAGAUUGGAUUCCGGUUGAUCUUACCUUGGUUUUGGGUUUUGCCUUUCUGGCACCAAUUGACCAAAGUUCCGCAUGUUUUUGUGGGUGGACUGAGACAGUAUCACCAGGUGCUGACUGAACGUGGUAUGCUUUAUUUCCCGACUGAUUACCCUUUCACUCCCAAGGGAAUGCACUCAUCACUUUUGGAUACGAUGGAUCUAGAAGACAAGUACGUAAAGAAACCUGCUGCCAAAAGAGUGAAAUACAGUCAGUUUCGAGUGUAUGAGGACAGAGAGCUAAGAGGCGAACACGGCACGCCAUUUGGCUCUGAUUGGACGUUUUUGAAGUUUCUUCGCCUGGUUGUCAAAGAUUUGAAAGAGUAUACCAAAGAAGGCGACAAACUGGUGGACUAUUUGAGUUCCAGACUGAAGGAUUCCAUCGCGGACAAACCAACACAGCCGUUUGUUCUUUCGUCAUUCUUCAAUAGUGAGAAGAAGUUGAAGGUCUGGUUGAGAGACAAUUGGCGCAAGAUCUACACCGCACCUAAUAUUGCGGAUAGACCCUCCAGGUUAAACAUGCUUGAGACGGCUGGGAUAGACGACACCGAGGAGGUCACAUGGAACAAUUUGUCAGUAUUUGGGAAAGAUCACCUGAAUCUCAGAAGUAAUCCUCUGAAUCACUUGGUGGAGUCUUUGAUUGAAUCUGCCGACUUUGAUGCGACAUUCAAGUCAAAGCUGGCGGGGGACCGCGGUAAUUUUGACACAGAAGGAGGCAAGAGAGUUGGUGAAACCGAGGAAUCAAAUGACAUCGAGAUAAUUGGUGCCCAGGAUUUCAAUAGGGUUCUAGAACCGGAUAUGGAUAAAGACCAAGAACUCCACUACUGGCUCAACCUAGCUGCAGAGAAAGACUUCGAUCAAGACCAGGUCGAUCUAGAUGAAGAACACAAAAGAAUCAUCGCAAACCCUCAAGGACUUCUAGAAGAGACAAACUUCUUCAUGGGCGUGUUCAAAAGAAGACCGAGGAAAAUAGCACAAUUGCCAAUCGAACUGGCAAGAGACCUGGAGGUUUGCCCAAAGCGAAACAGGCGUCUUCCCGUGAAAAUGAUCAAAUUCACGGUGAUUUCUACGGGAAAUCCCAAAAAACAUGCACGUGUAUACUCUAGCAAUGGAGAAACCAACCCGGGACCUGAGAAUAUGAUUGGAUACGUCACUUCGGCCAACUACAACAUGUCUCUUGGUAGAGUCAGUGGUGUUGCGUGUGUGGCUGCCGAGGAACUUCACGGAUAUCUCAGCAUUAGGAAUAUUGGUGAAACAACGUUUGCACAGAUUCAAUGGAGUGCUAUAGAACUGUGA
This is a messenger RNA of Kuraishia capsulata CBS 1993, 2901 nucleotides long. RefSeq lists its product as uncharacterized. Gene Ontology annotation, biological process: tRNA 5'-leader removal. The transcript has a single exon. Gene Ontology annotation, cellular component: nucleolar ribonuclease P complex; ribonuclease MRP complex. Lineage: Eukaryota; Fungi; Ascomycota; Pichiomycetes; Pichiales; Pichiaceae. Bases 1 to 2901 code for a protein of 966 amino acids. The record is from RefSeq and is a predicted model, not a curated record.